GAAGCUAGUCUUCUCUUGAUUUGCUUAAAAGAUAUAUUUGAACUCCAUGAAAUUAAUAUUAUAAGUGUGAAAAGAAAAGGAUUGAUUAUCUCCAUAAGCUGCUAAGUUUGUCUUUUCGAGAUGCCCUUCCUCUAGAUUAAACUACUCUAAUGGAUUCAAGAAGGGAGGGGCUGAAAGAGUAUUUUAUUCAAAAUAAUAAAAUUAUUGUUCUGACUUGGGCUUCUUGGUGAUCGUAUUAUAAGAGCACUGCUCAAGCUUCUUCCUCGACCAACACCAGAGGCCCGAAAGAUAAGCCAGACAUCCGGAGGGGAAACCCUUUAGAGGAAGCACAAGAGAGCAUUGAACUAAAUGAACUAUGAGCUGGGUUUCUUGAGCUCUUCACACAGUUCAUGCCACAUGUCUUCUUAGACAGCCUUUCUUAUUGUUUGUAGCUGUUGAGGUUUUCAUUAGUGAUUCUUGUUUAGAUUUGUAGAAUAUCCUUCUAAUCAUGCUUGCUAUCAUUGGGCAGAAAGUGGCCUAGAUCUUGUUAGGGGCUUAAGUCAUUCCAUUGUUAGCAUAUUUCUGGAGAUAAGGACCUGUAAGUCUUGUUUAGGUUUUAAUGACUUUGCCUGAAAUGAACUAGUUACUGUUAUUGUGAAGAAGAAAGAAUUUGUGAUUUUUAGAUUCUAGAACCAGAUUAAUGCUGUAUUUUAGCUCUUUAUUGUGGUGCUGUUUUUGAGUCCACUGAGUGAGCCAAUCUUAGUUCAUGCUGCAUACUUUUCUUUAGCUGAGGUGGUUCCAUUUAUAGGUUCCUGUAGUAGGUCUAAACCAUGCAAUUUAGGUUCAUAGAACCCUAGAGUGCUUCUGUUUGAAGGGAUAGGAAAACAUCUCUAGCAUCUCUCUUCAUCUCAAGGUGUUUGCUAACAGCGUUCUGCGAUCAAAGAAGCAGCUAAAGAGUUAUGGAUGAGAGAAGUGAUAUGGACAAGGGAGAUGAAGUGAUGUUGCCAGGUUUUCGAUUUCAUCCUACCGACGAAGAGCUAGUGGGGUUCUAUUUGAAGAGAAAAAUUCAGCAAAAACCUCUCUCCGUUGAGCUUAUCAGGCAACUGGAUAUCUACAAGUUUGAUCCAUGGGAUCUGCCAAAGCUGGCAACUACGGGGGAGAAGGAAUGGUACUUCUACUGUCCGAGGGACAGGAAAUAUAGGAACAGCACCAGGCCAAACAGAGUCACAGGAGCUGGAUUUUGGAAGGCUACAGGAACAGACAGGCCUAUAUACUCCUCAGAGGGAACCAAAUGCAUAGGCCUGAAGAAGUCUUUAGUCUUCUACAAAGGAAGAGCUGCCAAAGGAAUCAAAACUGACUGGAUGAUGCACGAGUUCAGGUUGCCUUCCCUUUCAGAUUCAUCACUGCCCAAGAGGCCUCUGGACAAAAAUAUUCCAGCCAAUGACUCAUGGGCGAUCUGUAGGAUCUUUAAGAAGACUAAUUCUAUGGCACAGAGGGCACUAUCUCAUUCUUGGGUAUCUCCAUUACCCGAGACCAAUGAACAAGAUUUGUUCUCUGCUUCCCAGACUGCACGUGGAACUCAGUUUUGUUCUGAGAAUAUCUCACGCAUGACUGAAGCUGGGUCUGCAAUCCAGUUUGGCUGUAACAAUAGCUUUCAGCAGCAGGCCUGUACUACCAGUUACUCUCCUUUGGAUGUUACCUCCUAUAAGCCCAUAGACCAGAUCAGCUGCAAACCAUCACAGUUCUUUCCUGUUUCAAGUGCAGAGAUGCCCACCAACUUCAUGUUCUCACCAGCUGAAGUGUCAAUGCCAUCCAAGUGCACAGUGGAUGUGGCUGCAAUGCUUCUUAACAUAUCCCCCACAAUACUUGGUGAUGUUGAAAAAGCCUCUGAAAGCAUAGCUUAUGGACAGACGCAGCAGUUUAAUGGAUUCACAGUUGACUUUCCAUUAGACAUGAGCACAAGCUUGGGAAGUGGGGAAGAAGAAAUGUAUGCAAAGAAGACUGCCCAUAUAUGUAAUGUGAACAACAAUCAGUGGGGAGCUGGGAAGACCGUCAGCUUUCCCUUCAGUCUGCAGUCAAAUCUUUCUGAUGAGUGGAAACCCAACUUGGCAUGGGACUCUCCACCGUGCCCCAGUGAGAUGCCGAAGAGUUACUCCACAAACAAAUGCUAUACCUAAUUAGAUGCAGCAUAAAGCGAGUCACCUUCAUCUGUUAGCAUUGCUGUUAGCAUGAAAAAAUUGAGUGUUUAUUAAGUGAUAAUGUACAUCUUCAAAGACAUGUCUGUUAACAGCAAAGCUAACAGAAUGACAAGAAAACUGUGGCUAGAUUUAGUCUUCAAACAAUUAUAUUAAUGUUUGUAUUUUUGAAGUUGAUAUUAUUUUCAUAAUCAUUUUGAGUUUUGAUAAACCAUCUGCCAGUGCCACCAGAUAACAGAGCAACUCAUCAGUAGACUACCAAAAGUGUUUAACUCUUCUUUAUUUUCUUUUUUUUCUAAAAAACUUUUAAUAAUCCAUCAACAUGUAGAACAAAUGGCUUGGUACAACCUCUAAUUCAAGAAGAGAAUUCGAAGCCUGUGCCACUUGAAGUAUGUGCUCAAAGCUUGAAAGCUGUCAAAGAAGUACAGAAAUUAAAUGCCUGAGGCCAGCAUAACAUGCUGAAGUCCACAUGAUGCUUCAUUUGGAUGCAAUGUUGCCAUUAUUUGGUUGCUUCAAUCUCACCUCACAAUAAAAUAUUGCUCCACACUUCUUGAACAGUAAAUUAUCAAGAACUUUAUGGGUAAAAUCCCUGUCAUAUUGUUAGCUCAGCAGCAGGUAACCUCUGUUAUUUUAAUUUUAACCUAAAUGCCAAAUUUGUUUUUCUUUCUGUUUCAUUGCUCUCGGUAACCUUAAGCACAUACCUCUCCAUACUCUGCGACUCCACAGAGAAUGGCUAGGAUAGACAGACAGAUUAUCUAUCUUAAUCAUUGCAAUCAACUGGAAGAUGAGUAUGACUCUUCAGAUAUGGAGGCUAAAAGGAAACUUUCAUCUUAAAUAUUAUACUCCACCCAGGUUCCUUUUUUGUGCCUCCUCCUUUCAUUGAACUUCUAAUCCUCAGAACUUCUUCCCGGUCCCCCAUAUCUGCAGAGAUGUUUGACAGAGAUAUACAAGUCCCAUAAUCAUGAGGAGCUAGCUCAAGAACCUUCUUUGCAAGCAACAAGCAAUGUGCUCCGCACCAGAUAAUCGGGUUCUGUAGGAAUCCUGUCAAUGAAAUCUGUAUCCUCUUUAAGUCUUUCAGAUUGACCAAGUAAAUCAACCAUGAAUGCAUAGUGAUGAGCUUCCGGUCAAAUCCCAUAAUCAGUGCUCAUAGAAUUAAAAUAGCAAAUGUCUUCUUCUAGAAAACCAUCAUGGCUACAGGCUGAUAAAACACUAUCUAGUGUCACAGAGUCGGGUUUUCUUCCUCAUUUCUUCAUCAGCUCGAAGAUUUUCAGAGAUUCUAAACCACUUGGAUGCUGAGCAUAUCCAUCCAUUUGACUAAAUGAGGGUUUUCCAUUUCAUCAAAUACUCUACGAGAAUCAUAAAUGUUGCCAUAGGUUGAGAGCUCUGAAAGAUACAAAGUUAUGGCUGCUUUGAUUGCAUGGGCAUAUAACUGCCUAUCCAAAACCGUCCUUGAUAUGUUAGCACAUACCAAAAGAAUCGAUGGACACAUAAAGUGGUCUAUUUUCAAAACCGGCAAGCACCAUACACUGGAACUGUGACAGUGCCUCAUCACUAAAACCAUUUGUGGCCUACCCUGACACCAAGGAUGACAACGACACCCAUCUGUCCUUUAAAAUUCAUCAAAGACUCCUUGCAGAUACUAGUUUUGCAUUUGGAAUACAUCUACAUGAGAGCACUACCAAUAAGAGUGCCAGCCCAAAAUCCAACACGAAUAGCAUGCCCAUGAAUUUCCUUCCCUUUCAUUAAGUCACAGCGACCAUUGCAAGCUGUAAGAACAGCAGAUAAAGUCAUUUCAUCAGGUUUGAUAGCUUCAAGAAACAUAUCCUUGGAUAACUGAAAAGCCUUAUCUGUAUGACCAUGUCCUGCAAAUCCAGAAAUCAUUUAAUGACCAUGAAACUCUAUCUCUUUCUUGCAUUUGUUUGAAGAACUCAUAACUAUCUUUGAUGCUACCGCAUUUGGAGUACAUGGUGAAGAGUGCACUAUCCACAAGCAUAUCAAGCACUAAGCCAGCUUUUGUGACAUAAAGAAUGUAUUGUCUCCCUAAAUCUAUACGGUCAACAAUGCUAGGAGCAGCAGAGCUGCAUUUUUAUCAGGUUUUUUAGACCUUCCCAAAACAUCUUCUGAAGAUUUAAAUUGGUCUUCUCAAAUUCUGGUUCUGAGCAAGGACAGGGAUCAUAGCUGACCAAGUACCUGGACUUUUUUCACAGUAUCAGUCUCCUCAAACAGUUUUCAGUCAAUUGAAUAUACCCAAUUUUUGCAUAUGUGCUGAUCAAAGCAUCUUUAAGCACAGAAUCCAUAUGCAACCCAGUCUUUAGAAUCAAGAAAUGGAUUUGUAUUUUCUCUUCCGUCAUCAGAGACUUAGCACAGGCAAGGAGUACAAUGGUAAGAUUUAACUUGUUUAUUUCCAUGCCAGUUUGUCGAAUUACUUCAAAAAAUAUCAUAGCAUCAAUAGCCUCCUCCUCCUGAACAAAACAAGAGACAACAGUAGUCCAAGAAACCACGUUGCAAACCAGCGUGCGUGAGAAUUCCUUCACUGCAGCAUCAAUAUCACCACACUUAGCAUAUAGAUCAAUGAUUGCUGUUCCAACAAAGAUGUCAUCUCCAUCAUCCCAUUGAAUGACCAUGCAUACCCACCUCUAAUUCUGCAGCCGCAGCACAAGGCAAUAAAACACCCGAGAAAGUAGGACAAUUUGGUAUAAUAAACUCAUCCACCAUCCGACCAAAAAGUCCAGAGCAAUCAAACUCUCCAUAUCUUGAACUGCCCCAGCAAUGAAAGCAUUCCAACAAAGCCACAUUUGAGCUGGCUUUCUCGGAGAACACACUUAAAGAACCAUUGAAACCAUUACUUUUCGCAAACAAUAUAUCAGCCCAGUACAAACAUAGCCAUUGGAAAGGAACCCGUUUUUCAGGACAAGCGAGUAUAUCUGCUCGCCAAAUUCAAGGUUUUGGGACGCAGGGCAAGCAUAGAUCACACUUCCGUAAGUGAACUGAUUCGGCUUGAAUCCUAACGAAACCAUGUGCCUGAAAGUUCUAAGAGAUUCUUCAAACAGAGAAAUCUGAUUGUAGCAUGAUACAAAGAGGUUCCAUGAUUAGAUAUUUGGGUUUGGGAUUUUGCCGAGCACUUGAAGUGCAUCGAACACAGAACCAGACUUGCGGUGGGCCUCGGCGAGACCGUUGGUGGCCGGAGGUGUUUGAUCGGGAAGGCAGUGCAUUUGUGAUAUGGGUUUCGUUAGUUUUGGCUUUCUGCAUGGCCAUUGAUGGGAAGAAGAGGGCAGACGAAAGCCAGUUUUCUCUUGCAACCAAGGUAAGG
This is a messenger RNA of Phoenix dactylifera (date palm), 5484 nucleotides long. RefSeq names its product protein FEZ-like. Gene Ontology annotation, molecular function: DNA binding. NCBI's taxonomy places the organism in Eukaryota, Viridiplantae, Streptophyta, Magnoliopsida, Arecales, Arecaceae. The record is from RefSeq and is a predicted model, not a curated record. Gene Ontology annotation, biological process: regulation of DNA-templated transcription.